AUGUCCGACACAGAGGACCUCGCGGCACUCAAACGACAACGCGCCGUGAUCAAAGCAUCUUGCAUGCGAACCAAAAAUUAUGUCGACGCAAUUUCCGCCGUUGAUUCCGCGACGAUAGCUCAACUCGCGGAACGCAAACUAAAGCUCGAGCAGCAUUGGGCGGAAUAUAAUACCGUUCAAGCAAAAAUAGAAGGUCAGGGGGGCGCCGAGGAUGAUGAUCGGAAAGCGUUCGAUGAAGCGUUUUUCUCAAUAUUCGCCAAAAUCCGGGAGAGGUUAAGUUUGCAAGGACCAUCGCGCACAGUCGCUGCCUCCCCGGCUGCGUCUGAAACAUCAGAAGCCACUUCUCGCUAUCUAAAGGCUUCCCUCUCGGGCGAGGCCGGUACCGUGAUUAGCUCCCUCGAAAUAUCGGACGCGAAUUACAACGCGGCGUGGAGUCUUCUCAAAGAGCGGUACGAUAACAAGCGGGUAAUCGUACAAAAUCAUAUCAAGGCCAUUCUAGAACUGCCUUCAAUGAACAAGGAAAAUCACAUUGAGUUAAGACAAAUCGCGGGUGGCGCAACAAAACAUCUGCACGCGUUACAAGCUCUAAAGCGCCCUACCGAGCAUUGGGACGACAUCUUAAUACACGUGCUCUGCACGAAAAUCGACACUCUCACGCUACGAGAAUGGCAAUCCUCUCUCUCGGGUAGUGAAUUACCGACAUCAAAACAAUUCUUUGAGUUCAUAACGCGCCAAUGUCAGAUGCUUGAAGCCACCAACAAAUCUAACAGCACCGCGAACACAAAAGGUAAUCCUGCCCAAUCGAAUGUCAAGCGCCAAGCAGCGUGUGCCGCUACCGUCAAACUGAAAUGCAACUACUGUAAAGGUGAACAUUCCAUUUAUUACUGCAAGGAUUUCUUAGCGCUUCAGGUUCCUCAAAGAAUUGCUGAAAUGCGCUCUCGAAAAUUUUGUCUGAACUGUCUGCGUUCCAGCACUCACAUCUCAAACAAAUACACUUCCGGAGGUUGUAAGGUCUGCCAGGCAAAACACAACACGUUACUUCACAUAGCAACGGCCCCGCAGCAAGCGCCCGCCACUGCUGGUCCUUUGGGAAAGAACAGCGAUACUUCAAAAUCUAGUGACAUCUCAUCCGUGGCAACGACGCACGCCACCGGAGGCGAGGGCAACGUCAUCUUGUCAACAGCUAUAGCUCAGGCGCGCGAUCAUCAGGGCGUGCUACGACCUUGUCGCAUUCUAUUGGAUUGUGGAUCUCAGGCGAACUUUAUAUCACAAGGAUGUCUGACCAGACUCGGCCUCGUUCCCCGAUCACUAAGCGUAACCAUAUCGGGCGUAAAUGGAACGGUCGCAACAGCCACGCAAGCAGUAAAAAUCGAACCACAUCAGCGACAGACUUCCUGUCACAUCAAUGAGACGAAAGGAAUUUGUCUCUCACGAAACAUCAAACUAGCGGAUCCACAAUUCCACAUUUCCUCUGAGAUCGACCUCCUAAUUGGUGCCGAAAUAUUUUGGGAUCUUCUGUGCGUAGGGCAAAUACCAUCGGCACCUUGGCACCCGAAGUUGCAAAAAACGAGGCUUGGAUGGAUUCUAGCGGGACGAAUGACUGACUCAAAAUCUCCACCAAGGGUACAUUCUUUCCACGCAUCUAUCACCAAUGAACAGCUACACGAUCAACACGAUCAGCUAAGUCGAUUCUGGCAAUUGGACGAUGGAAUAAAUAACUCUGAAAACUUGACUCCCGAGGAAAAAUAUUGUGAGCAACAUUUCUUGGACAAUGUUUAUCAAAAUCCUCAAGGUCGAUAUGUGGUCAAGCUUCCCGUCAAGAAUCAAUUAAUCGACAAACUGGGAGAGUCUCGAAGCAUUGCAACGUCUCGUCUCAAGGGUCUCGAAAAACGAUUUAAGCGUCAGCCCGAAUUGAAAAGGGAGUACAACCAAUUCAUCAAGGAGUAUAUUUCGUUAGGUCACAUGCGAAAGAUGGAUUCACCGCCAGAUGAAAGUGCGCCAUUCUUCUAUCUGCCGCAUCACUGCGUUUUUAAAGUCAGCAAUCAAACAUCCAAGAUUCGCGUCGUAUUUGACGCCUCAUGCAAGACCGCCGAGGGCUUAUCCCUGAAUGAUGCCCUUAUGGUGGGACCGGUCGUACCGCCAGAACUGACCGCCAUACUUAUCCGCUUUCGAUUCUUCACCUACGUGUUUAGCGCAGACGUGAUAAAAAUGUACAGGCAAGUACUAGUGGAUCCAUCUCAAACGCGCUUACAACGGAUUCUAUGGAGAGAUGAUCCUGACAACGACAUGGAUACCUACGAGUUGCUGACGAUAACAUACGGAACGUCAUCCGCUUCAUACUUGGCCAUCCGGACCCUUAAUCAUCACUCAGAUCAAUACGCAUCCAGAUACCCGAUAGGUUCGAGAGCCGUGAAACGCAGUGUUUAUGUCGACGACUUCUUGUCAGGAGCAGACACGCUACAGGAGGCUAUGGUACUUAGGGACGCGUUGAUAGAAUUAUUGAAGGUCGGUUCUUUCGAGCUCAGUAAAUGGGCGUCAAAUUGCCCAGAGCUCCUCCAAAACAUAAGGAAUCGCGAUGGCGAGUUAAUUGCUCUUCAUGAUGAGACAGAUUCAAGUAUACUGGGCAUUCAAUGGAAUCAGGUCGAGGACGCCUUACAUUUCGCAUAUGAUUCAACAUUCUCUAGCGGCACCGUAUCUAAACGUGCAAUCUUGUCAGAAGUUUCCAGGUUGUUUGACCCUCUGGGACUUCUCGGACCUGUCAUCGUAAUCGCCAAGCUAAUUCUUCAAAGCCUGUGGAAGGCCGGCAUCCAUUGGGACGAGUCCGUACCGCAGGAACUGCAUACAAGUUGGCUAAAACUCAAGUCUCAACUACCUGUUGUAAACCAGUUGCAAAUCACUAGGUGCGCCAAAUUCCAUCCAGACCCGCAGUUCGCACAAUUGCAUGGUUUUUGUGACGCGAGUCAAAACGCAUAUGGCGCGUGCAUCUAUGUUCGCACAAAACUGGAAACUGGGGAAUACCGUUCAGAAUUGCUGUGCUCUAAGUCACACGUGGCCUCCCUCAAGGCCGUGUCCCUACCGAGACUGGAGCUUUCGGCGGCGGUUCUGUUAGCCCAGCUGAUAACUAAGGUGAGAAACUCAUUGGACUCGCCGGUGCAGGCAUUUCUUUGGUCGAACUCUACAAUAACUUUGAACUGGAUAGCGUCAUCUUCGCGUAACUGGUCAGUAUUCGUGCCGAACAGGAUCGGAGAGGUGCAACGAUUGACUCAAAUCAGCGAUUGA
Messenger RNA from Vollenhovia emeryi, 3279 nucleotides. RefSeq lists its product as uncharacterized. The transcript has 3 exons. The record is from RefSeq and is a predicted model, not a curated record. NCBI's taxonomy places the organism in Eukaryota, Metazoa, Arthropoda, Insecta, Hymenoptera, Formicidae. Bases 1 to 3279 code for a protein of 1092 amino acids.